Molecule: messenger RNA, 1851 nt
Organism: Sinocyclocheilus anshuiensis
Lineage: Eukaryota; Metazoa; Chordata; Actinopteri; Cypriniformes; Cyprinidae
Product: synaptotagmin-15-like
Exons: 8
Coding region: 233-1480 (415 amino acids)
Biological process (GO): calcium-ion regulated exocytosis
Cellular component (GO): exocytic vesicle; plasma membrane
Molecular function (GO): calcium ion binding; SNARE binding; phosphatidylserine binding
Source: RefSeq, a predicted model, not a curated record
GAGCCAGUGUUCGGUGUUGAUGAACUAUCCUGGGAAGCCUCAGGGGGACUGUAGUACCCUGCUGUAGGGUGACCAGGCUGUCAGAAGACACAGCUUACUCUCAAUGGGACAUCGGGAAGAGCGCCCAUGAGAUGGCCUCUGGGCAAAAUGAGAAACCGGUGAUUCACACUGACUCUACUGGAGAGAAAGAGAGACUUUAUUCAGUUAGGAGUUAGACAGACUGUGGCCAUCCAUGGCCGAUCCACUUGUAGCACUGGCUUGUGGACUGUCUGCAGCAUUUCUGUUCCUGUUGCUGUUUGGCCUAUCAGUGUAUCUACUGUGGAGGAAGAGACGAAAUCAAACACUCUACAGGGGACUGAUACCUACCACCCCCACAAUCCCACGAUGCACCACUCCAGUGCUUCAGACAUCACAGAGCAGCAGCUAUGGCUCAGGUGGUGUUCCUUUCUUUGUGCCUCCUCGAUUCAAGAGAACACCUCAACUAAACAAGGGGAAAGAAGAAACGGAGCAUGCUGACGAAUGGGAACUCUAUCCAUAUCUGCACACCCAGCAAGACUCUCUGACAGUAGGGAGUUGGUUCCCCCUGGGCAGCAUAAGACCAGACCUGUACCAGCUCCCAGAGGAGCCCAGUGAAUGGGCUCUUCCCAAUGGCUCAGCUGUUCGUCUGUGGUUCGCUCUGCAGUAUCAGCAGGAGAGAGAGCAGCUGGUGGUGUCUCUGCUCCGUGCUGCUAACCUGCCCGCUCAGUGCCAGGGUAAUGUCACACUGGUAAAACUGCAGCUGUUGCCGUCUGAUGACCGACGACACCGUCAAGCCAAAGCACGACGGAAAGGUUGUCAUCCGCAGUUCAACGACACCUUUGUGUUUCAGGUAUCUAAGAGCUGUGUCGACCAGUGCUCUCUGAGUAUGAGCAUGUACACUGUGGACCAUCAGAAGAAGCACCAUCUUGUAGGUCUAGUCCUGAUCCCACUCAGAUUUUCUGAACUGAAGGAGAUGGCAGGCAAAGUGCAGUGGAGGGAUCUGGACAGUGAAAGUGAUCAACCCCUUUCAAAAAACGGUGACAUCCAGGUGUCUUUGAACUACAAUCAGUCUCUACACCGCCUCACUGUGGUUGUUCUACGAGCACGAGGUUUGCAGUGUUGCAGUGAUGCAGGUGUGUGCACCCAGGUCUCUCUGAAGAUACAUACUCAGGUGGUGAGGAACAAGUGGACCACUGUAGCGAAAGGAAAUAAUCCAUCCUUUAAUGAGAGGCUUACCUUCAGACUCCUCCCCAUGCGGCUGGACACAGCCUGUCUGACCCUACAGCUCCAGCAGCCCAGCACAGAGGAGCCCGUGUUGUUGGGCAUUGUGGUGAUUGGGCCGUUCAUGUAUGCAAGGGGCAGAGAGCUGGAACACUGGAACGACAUGGUCAGCAAACCACAGGAGCUGGUCAGGCAAUGGCACCCGCUGGGAUCCGCUGACACAGUACAGGACCCUCAAUGAACAACAUGCUACAAACUCAAUGCCACCUCUCUCCUCUCUUUGAAAACAAUGGUAGCCUUUUUUCUUAUCUUUAAGGUGGAAGUGUUUUUUUUUUUUUUCAAUACAAGACUGAUGUCAGAAAAUCAAAUGGAAUUAAACAAAGUCAAAAGAAAAGGUUUAUUGAUAGCAUACAUUUGGUGAAUGAACUUUGUGUUUAAUUACAUUAUUUUAAAUAACAGUUUGCUCCUCAAAGCCCAUCAGAACAACUGUGUGACUUGAUGCAGGAGGUAAAAAUACAGUCCAGUUGUACCAUAGGGUUCUCACACUUUUAACCCAUGGAUUUCCAUUUCCAUUCCAUUUGUUUAUGAAUAAUGGAUAAGAUUUUUGUUUCA